Molecule: messenger RNA, 1518 nt
Organism: Triticum turgidum subsp. durum (durum wheat)
Lineage: Eukaryota; Viridiplantae; Streptophyta; Magnoliopsida; Poales; Poaceae
Source: the annotation of a GenBank genome assembly
AUGGACGUCAGCCUCCUGGAGAAGGCCCUCCUGGGCCUCUUCGUGGCGGCAAUGCUCGCCAUUGCCGUCGCAAAGCUGACCGGCAAGCGCUUCCGGCUGCCCCCGGGGCCCUCCGGCGCCCCCAUCGUGGGCAACUGGCUCCAGGUGGGCGAUGACCUCAACCACCGCAACCUCAUGGGCAUGGCCAAGCGUUUCGGCGAGGUGUUCCUGCUCCGGAUGGGCGUCCGCAACCUGGUGGUCGUCUCCAGCCCCGAGCUCGCCAAGGAGGUCCUCCACACCCAGGGAGUCGAGUUUGGCUCCCGCACCCGCAACGUCGUAUUCGACAUCUUCACCGGCAAAGGCCAGGACAUGGUGUUCACCGUGUAUGGCGACCACUGGCGCAAGAUGCGCCGGAUCAUGACGGUGCCCUUCUUCACCAACAAGGUGGUGGCGCAGAACCGCGUCGGGUGGGAGGAGGAGGCCCGGCUGGUGGUGGAGGACCUCAAGGCCGACCCGGCGUCGGCGACGGGGGUGGUGAUCCGCCGCAGGCUACAGCUCAUGAUGUACAACGACAUGUUCCGCAUCAUGUUCGACCGCCGGUUCGAGAGCCUCGCCGACCCGCUCUUCAACAAGCUUAGGGCGCUCAACGCGGAGCGGAGCAUGCUCUCCCAGAGCUUCGACUACAACUACGGCGACUUCAUCCCCAUCCUCCGCCCCUUCCUCCGCGGCUACCUCAACCGCUGCACCAACCUCAAGUCCAAGAGGAUGAAAGUCUUCGAGGACCACUUCGUCCAAGAGCGCAAGAACGGAGGGAGUAUGAAGGCGUUGGAGAAGAACGGUGAGAUCAGAUGCGCCAUGGACCACAUCCUCGAGGCCGAAAGGAAGGGCGAGAUCAACCACGACAAUGUCCUAUACAUCGUCGAGAACAUCAACGUCGCUGCAAUCGAGACGACCCUGUGGUCGAUCGAGUGGGGAGUUGCGGAGCUGGUGAACCACCCGGACAUCCAAUCAAAGCUCCGCCAGGAGAUCGCCGCCGUGCUAGGCCCCGAUGCAGCGGUGACGGAGCCGGACCUGGAGCGGCUCCCCUACCUGCAAGCCGUCGUCAAGGAGACUCUCCGCCUCCGCAUGGCCAUCCCGCUCCUCGUGCCACACAUGAACCUCAAGGACGCCAAGCUCGCCGGCUACGACAUCCCCGCCGAGUCCAAGAUCCUCGUCAACGCCUGGUUCCUCGCCAACGACCCCAAGCGCUGGGUGCGCGCCGACGAGUUCCGGCCGGAGCGGUUCCUCGAGGAGGAGAGGGCCGUCGAGGCCAACGGUAACGACUUCCGGUUCGUGCCCUUCGGCGUCGGCCGGAGGAGCUGCCCGGGGAUCAUCCUCGCGCUGCCCAUCAUCGGCAUCACGCUCGGCCGCCUGGUGCAGAACUUCCAGCUGCUGCCACCGCUGGGGCAGGAGAAGAUUGAUACCACGGAGAAGCCCGGACAGUUCAGCAACCAGAUCCGCAACCACGCCACCGUCGUCUGCAAGCCACUCAAGGCUUAG